Molecule: messenger RNA, 402 nt
Organism: Puccinia triticina
Lineage: Eukaryota; Fungi; Basidiomycota; Pucciniomycetes; Pucciniales; Pucciniaceae
Exons: 2
Coding region: 1-402 (133 amino acids)
Source: RefSeq, a predicted model, not a curated record
AUGAACAACUCUCCUGCUCAAGUCAUUGCGAUGCGUCGAGGAAACCCAGUAGGCUUUCCCGGAAACAGCCACGACCACCCAUACAUCAUCGAUGGGCCGCAAAUCAACAACAGAUCCUCAAACAGCUUCCCCGGAAACAGUCACGACCACCCAUACAUCAUCGGCCAAACUCAUGUAUACUGUAUAGAUGCGACUUAUCCCGGAAGCCCUCGAUCACAUGUUUUGGAGGGAAACAAUCCGGCGCGCAAAGCGGUUAAGAAGGAAAAUAGGGAAGAUGAGAAACCGUUCUCUAGCGAUGGUGGAUUUGUUGUCUUUCAUCGCCUAUCAAGCCAGACGCCACCUCGUAACUUACCAGAGUUGGACAAGAAUCACAAGGCACCGGAAUCUAGCACCAAGGCUUAA